This is a messenger RNA of Rotaria sp. Silwood2, 3057 nucleotides long. The record is from the annotation of a GenBank genome assembly. NCBI's taxonomy places the organism in Eukaryota, Metazoa, Rotifera, Eurotatoria, Philodinida, Philodinidae.
AUGCAUACAGCUACUGCAAAAUUAAAAUUGCAAACAAAUACAAAUCGUUAUAGUGAAAUUAUUCAACAUUUAUCAAAUCAAAUGAUACUGUUAAAUGAAGCAUAUAGCACAUAUACAAAUCAACAAUCAUCAUUAGAACAAUCAUCAAAUAAGCAAACUGAAGCAUUAAAUAUGGCAUUAGAUAUUAUAUUAAAAAAACAUAAUACUCAUAUAAUUUUCAUGGCACAAACAAAAAAAUCAGUUAGUGAAUUUAUUCAAGAUGCAUUUUGUCCAAUGGUUGCUGUUUUAUGCAGUUAUGAUGCUGAAACGAUUUGUCGAAAAAAUAAUUUAACAUUUGCUGAAUUAAUUCAACCAUUUUGUCGUCUUCCAUCUGAAGUUGGCUAUCGUGACCCAUCAAAUAAUUUGAUAGUAUUAAAAAAUUUACGUCUUGAAAUAAAAGAUUAUAAUUCUUUACCUCCACAAAGUACUUUAGCAAAAAAAUUAUUAAAUGAUGCUGUAUUUAAUGCAUUAACUAAUGGAUCAACAAGUAAUGAACGUGAAAUUGAUACAGAACAAUAUCAAUUACAAAUAAGAAAUACAACACCUUGGUUUGAUGCAUGGCGAGAUUGUUUUUUACGUAUAGCAUAUAGUGGUGAUCAUGAAUUUCUUAAAAAUUAUCUUGCUUGUAUUAUGGUUGUGUCAACAUCACAUCUUGAUCCAAUCGAUGCAUUUUCUAAACUUGUUCAACUACAAAAUCAACAACAACAACAAUUACCAGCCAAAUUACCUAAAUGGUUUAUGACAAAUAUUUAUAGAUAUUUUGUUUUAUUACAUGAUGUUACUGAAGGAGAAGAAUCGAAAGCUGUAUCCGUAUUUGGUGAUCUUAAACAACAAUAUGGAGCUGGUAAUUGUCAUUUAUUACAAAUCAAUUCUAAACGUGCUGGUCAAACAAGUAGUGAUACAAGUGAAGCAACUAAUAUGCCAGAUCCCUGGCGUCUUUAUGUUAAACAAUCUUCAUCAUCUAUUCAACAACAAUCACAAACAGUAUCAAAAAAAGAUAGUUCAAUGAGUGAUUCUUUAUCGAAUUUAACAGAACUUAUUGAUCAAGAACUCAAUCUUAACACAUCCAUUACUCAUCCACUAGGGUCAUUUGAUACAUCAAGUAAUGAUCUAUCUUCAACAACAACAACAAUUGAUGAAGGAUAUGAUGGUUCAUCGAUAGCAAGUACAACUACGAUAAUUCAUGGUGCUUGUUUAACAUUAAGUGAUCAUGAUAGAAUACAUGUGUUUAUGCAUGAAUUUGUUACAAAAGGUCUUCUUCUAUGGGUCGAAUCAAAUUUAAAAACAUUUAAUGAACAAAUAACAUCACGUCGUGGUAUAACACAAUUAUUUUCAAUGCCAAAAAAAUUCUUUGGUGGUAAUACAUCUACUGUUAAAAAUCAACCAACAACUUCUUCGACGAAUUUAACAAAUGAUUCCAUGGAAAGUGUUCGUCGUCGUACUGCUGAUUUAGCAUUUCUUUUUCAACAUUAUGAAUUAGCUUAUACAAAUUAUCAUGCUGCUAAACGAGAUUUAUCACGUGAUCAAGCACCAACUUUUUAUGCUGGUGUAUUAGAAAUGUGUUGUCUAGCAAAUUUCAUGCAAGAAUCAUCCGCAAGUAAAGCUUAUCCAACACAAUAUAUGGAUGAAGCUAUAGAAAUCUAUGCAGCUGUAUGCAGAUUACCAAUAUUUGCAACACGUUGUGUACUUAUGUCAACAGAAAUAUUAAAAUCUAAAGAAGCAUAUGAUCAAGCUGUUCAACAAUUUCUUAAACUUUCUCAAGAAGAUUCUGAUUUACGUGGUGCUCUUUUUCUUGAGCAAGCUUCAUAUUGUUUUCUUAAUUACCGACCACCGCAUAUACGAAAAUAUGCAUUUUAUAUGGUGAUUGCUGGACAUCGUUAUUUAAAAGCUGGACAGCGUUUACAUGCUCUUCGUUGUUAUAAUGAUGUUCUUAAAAUCUAUGGAAAACCAAAUUGGUCAUUAGCACUUGUAAAUGNUUUAUGGUUACAUGCAUCACAUCUUGCUGGUGAAAUGAAUAUUGAUUUUUUAUUUCUUUAUGAAUCGGAUGUUUUUCAACAACCAUUAAGACAUCGAACAGUAAAACAUUCAUCAUUAUUUAUAAUUACUCAUUCGAUUGGUUUUCAAACGCAAUCCCAAUUAACAGGACUUGGUGAACUUAUUUUACCAGUUCAAAUAGAUAAUUUAAUGGCUACACAAAAUACAUUGAGUAUCAAUGUUCAACAACUUUCAUGUAUUAGUAAACAUUGGGAUAUAAAAAAUCUCUCUCCUAUAUCUCAAAAUUCAAUUCGUUAUGGUGAAAAUUUAUCACUUUUAUUUAAAUGUAAACGUCCAGAAAAUCACGAUGAUUCAUUACAAAUGACACAUAUUUGUUUAACAAAUGAGGAAACAAUAAAUGAUAAAUACGUUGACAUAAGUAAAAAUCCGAUCGGAGAAUUUUUUCGUCAUUUUAUUUCAAAUAUUGAUCAUAUACACUCAAUACAUCGUCAUAGAAAUUCAGUAUCGUUAUCAAUACCUCCUAUUUCUCUUAUGCUUCUUUGGCAAAUAGCAAUAUCAAAUCAAUUAGGUCAAUUUGAAAUUCGUCAUGGUUUACAUAUGCUUUCCCCAUCUAUUGACACUCCUCAUACACAACAAGAAACAAAUGAUAUAAUACAAUAUGAAUUAAUUUAUCCUUCAACUGUUGAACAUAAAUUUACAAAAGUUUUAAUUUUACCUGUUAGAUUAAAAUUAUUUAAUCGAACUAAUGAAAAAUUACAAUUACAAUUACAGUUAAUAAGAUCAUCAUUAGAUAAUGAUCCACUUUUAUCAUCAUGUUGUUUGUGGUCUGGUAUGACUGAACAAUUUAUCAAUUUAUCAGCAUAUGAGCAUUUAUCAUUAAAUUUACGUGCAUGUUUUUUUAAACCAGGGUUUUAUUCAUUGGGGAAUAUAUCAUUAACAAUAAUUGAUAAAAUUAAUUCUACAACUAUACCGAUCAAAUCAAAUAUACAUAAUUAUUUUGUUGAUAUUCGAACAUUAUUAUAA